AUGUAUGAUGUGGUGGAUUUAACACCAACUUAUUCACCAACGUUGAAACCAAUGUUAUCUCAACAAUAUCAAACUGUACCACCAUUUAUAAUACCACCUAAUGAUCCAAACUCACCAUCUCCUCUAUCAUCUCCAUCCUUGUUAUCAUUACACCAAAUUCAAAUGCAUCAUCAACAACAAUUACAAUUACUCCAACAACAGCAACAACAACUUCAACAACAACACCAAAAUCAAGUUGUAAAUCAACCAAUACAACCAUUACAACCACAACCUUCUGCAUUCCUAUUAAAUCAUCCAAAUACCAUUACAACUCCACCACUUCAACCAAUGAUGACUCCAAAUACAAUUAUCUCUAUAAACUCAUUACCACCUACAACAACAACUACAACAACAACAACAACUACUACAACAAUACCUAAUAAUAAUAAUAAUAUUACUCUUUCACCUCAACAUCAUCAUGGUCAACAACAACACCACCAACAUCCACAUCUUAGAGUGGAUAUUUCAAAUAAUAAUAAUAGUGUAGUUGAUCAACUACCACAGCAACAACAAACCAAUGUAAAUAAUAAUAAUAAUAAUAAUAAUAAUAAUAAUAAUAACAAUAAUAGUAAUAAUAAUAAUAAUAAUAAUAACGAUUUUUCGACACCAAACUCAUUUAGUGUUCCUACAACACCUAUGGUUGCACCACAAAUGCAAUUUCCUCAACCACCACCGCCCUUGAGUGCUUUAAAUACUCCUAAUAAUUCCACAUCAAACCCAACAACUCCUAGAAAUGAAAGAGAUUUAUUAAGGAGACUGGCUGUUGCAAAUAGUAAUAAUAAUCUAAACAAUAAUUUAAAUAAUUUAAAUAAUAAUAAUAAUAAUAAUAAUAAUAAUAAUAAUAAUAAUAAUAAUAAUAAUAAUAAUAAUUCAAAUAAUAAUAAUAUAAAUAAUAAUAAUAAUAUAAAUAAUAAUAAUAAUUUAAACAAUAAUAAUUUAAAUAAUAAUAAUUUGCCAAUAAUACAACCAUUAAAUUUAAACAAUAAUAAUAAUAAUAAUAAUAAUAACAAUAAUAAUAAUAAUAAUAAUUUAAUCAACCCAUUUUUAAAUGAGGCUAUAGAUGAACAGGUUGUUCCAAAAGGUUCAACAUCACCACUUAUAACUUCAUCAAAAAAAAGAAUAAAAUUAAACGUUUAA
Messenger RNA from Dictyostelium discoideum AX4, 1176 nucleotides. RefSeq lists its product as hypothetical. NCBI's taxonomy places the organism in Eukaryota, Evosea, Eumycetozoa, Dictyosteliales, Dictyosteliaceae. The transcript has 3 exons. The record is from RefSeq and is a predicted model, not a curated record. Bases 1 to 1176 code for a protein of 391 amino acids.